This is a messenger RNA of Ogataea polymorpha, 2724 nucleotides long. RefSeq lists its product as uncharacterized. The record is from RefSeq and is a predicted model, not a curated record. Lineage: Eukaryota; Fungi; Ascomycota; Pichiomycetes; Pichiales; Pichiaceae. The transcript is spliced from 2 exons. Gene Ontology annotation, cellular component: cytoplasm. Bases 1 to 1614 code for a protein of 537 amino acids.
AUGCUUGUUCCUGGAGACCGUGUCGCCGUGGAUGGGUUUUUGGCCACGGUGCGCUUUGUGGGCGAGAUCCCGAACUGGCCCAACGAGACCGCCAUCGGCAUCGAGUGGGACGUUCCCGAACGCGGCAAGAACGACGGCUCAAUCAACGGGACGCGCUAUUUCAGCACACUGCACGGAGCGAAGUCGGCCAGUUUUGUCAAGCUCUCGAAGCUGCAGCCCAGGCGGUCAUUCAUGGACGCAAUGGUGUACCGGUACGCGAGCGAUGAGUCACUUGCCAACGAAUCUGCGUCUCUGAUCGACCAUUUCGAUCUCACCAUCGGCACAAAAAAGGUCGAGAGCUACGGGUUCGAGAAGCUGAGUCGACUACAAGCAGACUUCCGGAACCUCGAGACAGUUACGCUCGAGCGACUGAACGUGGCGGUUUCGUCUCCGAUCGACUCUUCGCUCCACAACUUGCAGGUGCUCGAUCUGGGCUUCAAUUUACUGGAUUGGCCCAAUCUGAUGCAAAUCGUGCUCCAGCUCCCGAAUCUGCAUACUCUCAAGGCAAACGGAAACCGCUGGACGCGAUUCCAGAGCUGUGAGCCGUGUUUGUCGGUACAUACGCUGCAUCUUUCCGCUUGCGACCUUGGAAAUUGUGAAUACACCCCCAAACUGCUCUCCUGCUUUCCGAGACUGCAACAUCUCCAUGUCGCUUCAAAUAACCUGAGUCACAUAGAGGUAUGCAGGCUGGAAUUGCUCGAUCUGUCAGAUAACAGCUUUGCGUUGCUCACCGACGCGCCGCGAGCCAAACGACUCAACCUCUCAUACAACGACCUCCACAUCCCCUCUCUCACCGACAGCUCCCUCCAGAUAAUUGAGGAACUAGACCUUUGCAAUACAGCGGUUUCUGAGUGGUCAGAAAUUGACAAUCUGGCACAGCUACGCAGCCUCACCUCUCUCAGAAUAUUGAACACCCCCCUGCUCGACUCUAUCGACUACGACUCUGCAAUGAGCCAGAUUUUUGCAAGAAUUCCGUCUCUCGUAAAACUUGACGGAACAGUGUAUACCACCAAACACCGUGACAACUUUGAGCUCUACUUCAUCAGCAAGGUCAGGUCCAAGGAGUGGAAAUGUCCGCAGCCACUGUGGAUGAGUUUAUGUGCAAAACAUGGCCUUCCCCCGGAGGAAAGCACCCCGGCUCGUCAUCUGCCCACACCCACGCGCGUCGAAGUGGUGUUCAAUGAUUCUCGCUUCUCUGCUACGCUGUUCUCCUCUGCAACGGUAGGAAAGCUGCGUGGAAAGAUCUCGCGGAAACUCGGGCUCAGCGUGCUCGAGUUUCAGCUGUACGCCCAGCUCGGACACGACACGGAACAUCUCGCUAACGACCAGCAGACAGUGGCCGCCCUAGGGCUCGCUAGCCCGUUGCGACUUUCUGUCCUAACACCUAGCUCGUUUCUCGUCAAACAGUACAAGACGAUCAAAAAUGCCAAUCCGGACGUCCCUAUACUGAUCCGAGAGUGCUCGAACGUGUCGCCUGCGGUGGUUAUGCGUGUGGCCAAUGGCAGAGAGAUUCGCAAGGAGCUGACGAGUCUGAGCGAGCCUGAGAUCUCAGAGGUGCUGAAAGGCGAUUCGUAACACGGUCUAUGACGUCCAUUUACAGGACUUACUAUAUACUAUUUAUUUAUCACGUUGCUCAAUGAUAGCUCUUUGGGACUUUGCCUUCACCAUCUGGCGUAGCGCAGCAUUUCUGGCCUUCUCAUCGGCCUUUUCUCUCACCUCUGUGUUCUCUUGCAUCUCCUUCCAGGUUUCCGAGAAGUUCUCCACCAGACCUUUGCUGUCCUUGGCCGGUUUCUGCAUCGGGUACAUGCCACACAUUUUUCUGAACUUGGCAGACCUCAGAAGACGGGCCUGUAUGAUUGAAAACAGGCCGUUGGCCGUGAAAUACACCAGCACGGCCGCAGACAUGUUCCAGGUGAAGACAAUGGACAGGAACGGCAAUGCCAUGAAGGCCUUCUGGGUUUUAGCACCAAACUGGCUGACUGCCGUCUCGCCGCCAAAUCUGAACGAGACAGCAUACAGACAGGCAGAAAUCAACUGCAACCCAAUGUAGGGAUCUGGAGCAGUCAGGUCGUUGAACCAGUACAAACCCUGGUUGUCAAAGCCUUGCACGGGCAGGUUGGCCAUUUCCCUGAUACCAAAGAACGAGCCAAUACCGUACGUAAGCUGGAUUCCCGGCGAAAGAAACAUUCUCGAGUACUUGACACCGUACUUCUUAUUCAGUUUUUUAAUUUCCUGCAUUUUCAGCUGCUGCGUCAUGCGGUCUCCUCUGGCCAUUGCGCUGUUCAGUUCUUUGCGCAACACCUUUGUCUCUGGCGCGGCAGCCUGAGAACGCGCCAUGGCGUCCGACGAGGCCAUGAAAAGCGGCAGCAAAGCGAACCUAAUGCCCAGCGUUGUGGCGGCGAUGGUGGCCCACCAGGGCAGACCCGUGGUCACGUGCACCGCCUCGAGAGUGGUCUGUAUCAGGUCGGAGGGCCACCAGCCGUCGCUCAGCCCGACACUUUUCAUGUACCCCCACUGAUCAGAGGUAAGCACGUUCGACACAUUCGACACUGUCUCUGCGUCAAAACCUAGCGAGGUGUCGAAUUUCGGCUCUGGUGUCUCUGUGCUGUUGAAACGCACCCCCGUGGCGGCCAAUGCGGCGCGCCGUCCGACAAGGGUUCUUGCGCGAACGCUCACCAACGGUCU